AUGGACGGCAUCCAUGAUUUUGAUAUAAUAGAUGUGGAGUUGGAUGCAUACUUCAAAAAGAAACAAGCUUCCCGAUGCAAAGACGAAUUUCUAAAUAUUCUAUGUGAAGAAGACGAUUACGAGGCAGUAGAUGAUGCUCAAACUAAAAAUCAUGCUCAAACUGAUAAUGAUGCUAAAUCUAGAAACGAUGCUCAAAGUGGAAUCAUUAAAGAAGAAUCAGAUGAAGAUUAUCUAGAAUGUAGUAACGAGGAAGAUAGUGAUGAGGAAUUUGAGUAUUCCACCCACAAUCCAAACGUGAAAUGGAACAAAAUGAGACCAACAUUUGGUGAAAGUAUUAGACUAGUGGCAAUAUGUGGAAGUGAUCCAGAGAAGUGUCCAUUUGUGGUUAGGGCUUCUUGGAUGAGUACUGAAAGGUCUUUCCAAGUCAAAAAGAUGAUAGACAUUCAUAAAUGUGUUAGGACUUUUAACACUUCAAGGCUUAUGGAUCCUACCUGGUUAGCUAGGAAAUUUGUGAAGGAGUUGAUUAGGAAACCUAAUUUAAAUUGCAAAGAGAUGCAGGGUCUUGUUGAAGCUAGUAAGGAUAUUCUACCAUAUUUUGAGCACAGGAAAUGUGCAAGGCAUAUUUAUGCCCAUUUCAGAAAAGUUUAUAGUGGAGUGCAGCUCAUAAACAAGUUUUGGGCAGCUAUAAAAUGUACCACAGUAGGAGAUUUCAUGUUUAAUAUGGAAAGGAUUAGAGCAAUAAGUUAUGCUGAUUAUGAUCAUCUCAUGGCAAGGGAACCAACUUCAUGGUGUAGGGUUUAUUUCUCUACUGCCAUGGCUUGUGAGGCUGUAGAGAAUGAGAUUGCUGAGUGUUUCAAUACAAUCAUUGUAGACGCAAGAAAGAAACCUUUACUAACUAUGCUUGAAUAG
Lactuca saligna is the source of this 909-nucleotide messenger RNA. NCBI's taxonomy places the organism in Eukaryota, Viridiplantae, Streptophyta, Magnoliopsida, Asterales, Asteraceae. The record is from the annotation of a GenBank genome assembly.